This is a messenger RNA of Branchiostoma belcheri (Belcher's lancelet), 929 nucleotides long. Its product is annotated as putative deoxyribonuclease TATDN3. The record is from RefSeq and is a predicted model, not a curated record. Bases 103 to 915 code for a protein of 270 amino acids. The transcript has 12 exons. Gene Ontology annotation, molecular function: DNA nuclease activity. Lineage: Eukaryota; Metazoa; Chordata; Leptocardii; Amphioxiformes; Branchiostomatidae.
UGUUCAAAAGUUGGUUUUGAUUCACGGUUUUCGAGAUGGUAUCAUAAAUUAUCAAUUACAUUUAGAGAUUGCAGAUGUAAAGGAAGAAGACUGGGCAAGGAAAUGGAAGGCUACAUCGAUUGUCACUGUCACAUUUCCGCGGAGGAGUUUAAUGAGGACCUGGAUGAAGUUAUAACAAGAGCAAAAGAGGCUGGCAUCAGUGCAAUUGUUGCUGUUGCAGAGUUUCCUUCUGAAGCUCCCAGGAUUCUUAGCCUGUCUGAAAAAUAUAAGGACUUUAUUUUCCCAUGCCUUGGGGUCCAUCCUGUCCAGGCUGAACCACCUGACUCCCAAAGAAGUGUAACUUUGGAGGACCUUGGGCAAGUGGAACCAGUGAUAGGAGAUAAUGUGGAAAAGUUAGUUGGUAUUGGUGAGGUUGGUUUGGACUUCACACCAUUCAACGUAAAGGGUGACUCUGACAAAGACGUGCAGAGACAGGUGUUUGCAAGGCAGAUUGACUUGGCCAAGAAGCAUGAUUUACCAGUAAAUGUGCACUCACGCUCUGCAGGGAGACCUGUUAUUCAGCUGCUGAAAGAACAAGGUGCCACCAAAGUGCUGCUGCAUGCCUUUGAUGGGAAGGUGUCUGUAGCUCUGCAGGGGGUCCAGAGUGGGUACUUCUUCUCUGUUCCUCCCUGCAUUGUCAGGAGUGAACAGAAACAGAAGCUUGUGAAGGCCAUCCCCCUGGAUAACCUGAUGCUGGAGACAGACUCACCUGCACUGGGGCCUGUCAAAAUGGAGAGAAAUGAACCAAUGAACAUCAAGGUCUCCUGUGAGCACAUUGCCAGGAUCAAGGGUGUCUCCAUGGAAACCGUGAUGCAAGUGACAACACAAAAUGCACUCAAGCUGUUCCCCAAGAUCAAACAACUUCUUACAAAAUAAAGAUGAAUGUAUUA